Messenger RNA from Brassica napus (rape), 2100 nucleotides. RefSeq lists its product as uncharacterized. Bases 1 to 2100 code for a protein of 699 amino acids. Lineage: Eukaryota; Viridiplantae; Streptophyta; Magnoliopsida; Brassicales; Brassicaceae. The transcript is spliced from 3 exons. The record is from RefSeq and is a predicted model, not a curated record.
AUGGGUGAUCACAACAAUAUGGAUGACCUCACUGCUGCAUUGGCACUCAUUCAACAACAAAUGCAGAAUCAGCAACAGCAGAUGCGGCAAACCAUCCAAAAUCAACAACAAGCUGCUCAGGAACAAGCAGCCGAGAACGCCGCACGAGAGGAGCGUGGUGCUCUUAUUGGGGAAAGAAACCUUCCGCGAAACUUCGCAACAAACCGCUCUCCCAUCAACCCUCCACCCUGUACUCGACAAGAUUAUGGGAUCAAACCUGCACUGAUAGGUCUGGUACAGAAGAGCACAUUCAGCGGCCUCACUUCAGACAUACCAAUGGACCACAUAGAGGCAUUUGAGAGGAUUUGCAAUUUUUCUCGCUCUAAUGGAGUGCCACUGGAUUAUGUCAAAUGCACGCUGUUCCCAUUCUCUCUCAAAGGAAAAGCUUCUCGUUGGCUGCAAUUUCUCCCAACCGGUUCUCUAACCUCAUGGGACCAGGAAAGGUACAAAGAGUACCAGAGAGAGUGCCCACACCUUGGGUUUGAUGACGAUUUCAUAUUGGAGGUGUUCUACGAUGGAGUGAGUUACGAGUUCCGGAACACCCUUGAUUCCUCUAGUAACGAAGACUUCAUGACUCAAACCACACCUGGUGCGUUCGUGCUGAUUGAGAACAUGGCUUCGAGUUCACUCAAUAAGAACAAGGAGCAUGAUCGCUCCAAAAGUGUGAACCGUAUAGAUGACCUAGCGGCAAAGGUGGACCAACUGCUUAAGGGAAACCAGAGCCAGGUUUUUACAAUGGAAGAAGCAACUCCUGAGAAGAGUGCAGGCGACAAGGCGUUUGAAGCUGAACAAGCAGGAGACGAUCAGCAGGAAGUGAGCUACGUAAAUGGGCAAGGGUGGCAGCUGAAGAAUUACCACCCAAACCCUAACGUAAGGAACAAUCCACAGCUUUUCUGGCCUAAGCAGGACAAACCAGUUGAUCCGGCGAAGAGCAACCAAGGUCAGUAUGCGGGGUAUCAGAAGAACUAUCAACCCCGAACCUAUGUUCUAAGCCAAACACAGAACAAUCAACCUCAGAUGCAGAACCACCAGAACAAUCAAGUCGCUACUUCCACCCCUGUCGCUGUUCCGCAAGAUGAAACUAAAACCAUGUUGCAGCAACUCCUCCAAGGACAACAGCUCCAAGGGAAAGCUCUGAACCAGAUAGCUCAGACUGCCGAGAGUGUCAAGAGGCAGCAAGGUACUCUACCUGGUAAAACAGACAAAAACCCCAAGGAGUGCAAUGCGGUUAAGCUAAGGAGCGGGAAGCAACUUUCCGAGCCAAAAAAGAGGAGGUUCACCGCGGCUGAGAAAGGGAAGCAGAAAGAGUCGGAACAACUGCCAGCCGAUCAGGCAGAUGAGAGGAAUACACAACCAGCACUUGAAACAAGUUCGCCAGGGCCAGAACAACCAGCUGAAGCGGUGCGCCCGAUCCCAGAGGCUCUUCCUCCUCGCGAAUACAUUCUUAAGGUCCCUUACCCUGUUCCAGCAAGGGCCACUCAUAAGGACAAAGAGGAAAUGAAAUGCAGGAAGAUGCUGGAGGACCUAACCGUCCGACUCCCCUUGAUGGAUGCAAUCCAGAUGAUGCCCUCCAUGCGCAGCUUUAUGAAGGGAUUGAUCUCAGGAAAAAUAUCAGAGGAGAGCGAGUUCAUGACGGUUUACAAGAAGUGUAGCGCAGUGCUUCAGAACAGGCAGAUAAAGAAGCGAGGAGACCCCGACAAAUUUGUCCUCUCUAUCCAGAUUGGGAAGACAGUUUUUGCAUGCUCCUUGGUUGACCUUGGGUCCAGCGUGAAUCUCAUGCCUUACUCUGUGGCUCGACGUCUAGAAUACACGCAUUUCAAACCAACUAAGAUGUUAUUGGUUGUCGCAGAUAGAUCAGCCAAAUCCCCGGUUGGUAUUCUAGAGGAUCUCAAAGUAAAGGUCGGGAACACCUCUGUUCCAGCACACUUCGUUGUUCUAGAACUGGAAGAAGAGUCUAAAGAUCCUCUCAUCUUGGAAAGACCAUUCUUAUGUACUGUUGGAGCCAUCAUUGAUGUGCGACAGGGGAAGAUUGAUUUGAAUCUUGGAGACAUAGUUAUGUAG